AUGAAGUUCUUCAUCGCCACCGUCCUGAUCGCCGCCUUUGUGGCCCUCGCCCAGAGCAGUGUGAUCUACUCCCAGGUGUCCCCGGUCCAGGUGGCCUCCGUGCCGGUGGUGCGAUCCGUGCCCGUGGUCCGCAGUGUGCCGGUGGUCCGUCAUGUGCCGGUGGUGCGCACCGUGCCCGUCGUCCGCAGCGUUCCCGUGGUCCGUCAUGUGCCCGUGGUCGACUCCGUGCCAGUGGUGCCCUCGGUGGUUCGCGUCGGUCACGCCGCCGUCUACGAUGCUCCCCUCGUCCAAUCCUACGGCGGCUGGUUGAAGCAGAAGUAGAUGGAUCACAUGGAUAACAAACUCUUUUCCUCUUUGCUAAAUAAACUCUGAAUAAAACGAACAAAUAAGCAAAAA
Drosophila takahashii is the source of this 396-nucleotide messenger RNA. Its product is annotated as zinc finger protein 512B. NCBI's taxonomy places the organism in Eukaryota, Metazoa, Arthropoda, Insecta, Diptera, Drosophilidae. The record is from RefSeq and is a predicted model, not a curated record.